This is a messenger RNA of Dioscorea cayenensis subsp. rotundata (Guinea yam), 1787 nucleotides long. RefSeq names its product ATP sulfurylase 1, chloroplastic-like. Lineage: Eukaryota; Viridiplantae; Streptophyta; Magnoliopsida; Dioscoreales; Dioscoreaceae. The record is from RefSeq and is a predicted model, not a curated record. Bases 147 to 1535 code for a protein of 462 amino acids. The transcript has 5 exons. Gene Ontology annotation, biological process: sulfate assimilation. Gene Ontology annotation, molecular function: sulfate adenylyltransferase (ATP) activity; adenylylsulfate kinase activity.
AUCACUUCCCGAUACUUCCUCCCACUUUCGAACUCGUCUUUAAAACGCCCGCCAUCGUCCCGAUUCUUUCCCGCCAUCGCACACGAAUCUCCAGCGAGGGCUAUUCCCGGAAUAAACUUCUCCCGUUUCCCGAAAUACCCCUCCCAAUGGCAUCCAUGGCGGCUCAUCACCCCCAAACCCUCAAUCGAUCCCAAACCCUUCGAGUGCCCCAAAGGACCUCGAUUUCUCGAAUCUCUACCGCUCCGGUGCGGCGGAGAGCACCCGGUGGUGGCCGGAUUUCUUGUAGCUUGAUCGAGCCGGAUGGAGGGAAGCUGGUGGAGCUUGUGGUUUCCGAUGAGCCGGCGAGGGAAACGAGGAGGCGGGAGGCGGCGGCGUACCCUAGAGUUCGGCUGUCGAGGACCGAAGUUCAGUGGGUGCAUGUGCUGAGCGAGGGGUGGGCGAGUCCUCUGCGAGGGUUCAUGAGGGAAGCUGAGUUCCUCCAAACCCUUCAUUUUAAUUCUCUCCAGCUUGAAGAUGGCUCCCGUGUCAACAUGUCGUUACCGAUUGUGCUCGCCAUUGAUGAUUUGCAGAAGCGUGAGAUUGGGGAACAUCGCAAGGUCGCCCUCGUCGAUUGGAAUGAUCGGCUGAUCGCCAUUUUGAACGACAUUGAGAUCUACAAACACAAUAAAGAAGAGAGAAUUGCAAGAACUUGGGGAACAACUGCCUCUGGACUGCCAUAUGUUGAUGAAGCAAUAGCCACUGCUGGAAACUGGCUGAUUGGAGGAGAUCUAGAGGUUAUUGAACCAAUUAAGUACCAUGAUGGUCUUGAUCAGUAUCGGCUAUCCCCUGCAGAACUACGUGAAGAAUUCUCUAGGCGCAAUGCAGAUGCAGUAUUUGCUUUCCAGCUUAGGAAUCCUGUACACAACGGGCAUGCUUUACUCAUGACUGACACAAGGAAACGGCUUCUAGAAAUGGGCUACAAAAACCCAAUUCUUCUGCUUCAUCCAUUGGGAGGCUAUACAAAGGCGGAUGAUGUACCUCUUUGUUGGAGAAUGAAACAGCAUGAGAAGGUACUUGAGGAUGGUGUUCUUGACCCAGAGACAACAGUUGUUGCAAUUUUCCCAUCUCCCAUGCAUUAUGCUGGACCAACUGAGGUGCAAUGGCAUGCUAAGGCUAGGAUAAAUGCUGGUGCCAACUUUUACAUUGUGGGGAGAGAUCCAGCUGGCAUGAGUCACCCAACUGAGAAAAGGGACCUCUAUGAUGCCGAUCAUGGUAAGAAGGUGCUUAGUAUGGCUCCUGGUCUCGAGAGGCUUAACAUUCUGCCAUUCAGGGUUGCUGCCUAUGAUAAAAAACAGAAGAAAAUGGCUUUCUUUGACCCUUCUAGGGCUCAAGAUUUCGAAUUCAUCUCUGGCACCAAGAUGAGAACCCUGGCUAGAAACCGGCAAUCUCCACCGGAUGGAUUCAUGUGCCCUGGUGGAUGGGAAGUACUCGUGGAAUAUUACGACAGUUUGGCUCCUGCAGAAGACCGAAAACCCAGAGAACCUGUCCCAGUCUAGAGCUGCACAAGACGAGCAACUCGGUGGAUUGAACCGUGCUUGAGAUUUUCAUAUGAGACAUUUGCAUACAUGUGAGGGAAAUGUACUUCUGAUGAAAAACCACACGCUCAUGACUUUGCUAUUUAUUUCUAGUGAAUUUCAUUAUAAAUUGAUCAUGACUGUCAAGUGAUCAAGAAUGUUUAGAUUCUUAUCUAAAUUAAUGUAGUAGAGUUUGUAAAUGAAAUCAAUGUCUUGUUUCCAAGUUGAAAUUAA